Suricata suricatta (meerkat) is the source of this 8557-nucleotide messenger RNA. It is a transcript of the gene N4BP2, whose product is annotated as NEDD4 binding protein 2. The record is from RefSeq and is a predicted model, not a curated record. Lineage: Eukaryota; Metazoa; Chordata; Mammalia; Carnivora; Herpestidae. Bases 409 to 5724 code for a protein of 1771 amino acids. Gene Ontology annotation, molecular function: ubiquitin binding. The transcript is spliced from 20 exons.
GCCAGCACUGCGCCGCGCCGGAGAGCGCAGUGGCAGCGGCGGGAAAGGGCUGCGGACCCGCUCGACGACGCGGCCCCGGGCUCGACGCCCUCCACUCGCUCCCGGAGCAGUAAGAAGACAUGUUGGGUUAACAGGAAGAGCUGUAGAGUUUGCAGAUAUCAGCUGAGGCCUUAUUAAGCACAGUGGUAGCAUCAAUGCCAGGCAGAUGGCACAUGUGGCUGGCUGGCUGCUGCCAUAUAGACAGUACCGUUUUGGAAGAUGGAGAGAGCUAUGACACAAUAAAUUUAAUUAAAAGGUCCUAUUACUGCUGGAUUGUGCAAGAUAUUUAACCGUGUUUUCUUUGAGGUAUGACUUAAAUAUCAAACAUCUUAAAUAAGAAAAGGGAAACAUUUUAGUUUUGAAGUCAGAAUGCCAAGGAGAAGGAGAAAUCUUGGGGGAAAUCCUUUUCGGAAGACUGCAAGCUCUAAGAAAGUUGUCGUAUCCAGUGUUGCUAGUCAUGAGGAACCAACCACUACUCUUCCUUCCAUGUGUGACACAAAAGUUGAUCAGGAAGAACUCUUCACCAGUAUCUCAGAGAUGUUUUCUGAUCUGGAUCCUGAUGUAGUAUAUUUGAUGCUUUCUGAAUGUGAUUUCAAAGUUGAAAAUGCAAUGGAUUGUCUAUUAGAAUUAUCUGCCACUGAUGCCAAGGUAGAAGAAUCGUCUUCAAAAAGCUUCAUUGCUUCUGAGAGCCACGUAAGUGCUGUGGGACGUGAAAUAAUGGAAAAGUAUCCUCCUGAAGAAGAGAGCGAAGAUUCAAAAAUGGAUUCAUUUUUGGACAUGCAGCUAACCGAAGAUUUGGAUUCCUUAAUACAAAAUGCUUUUGAGAAAUUGAAUUCUUCUGAUGACCAAGUAUACUCAUUUUUGCCUUUGCAAGGUGUUAAUAGUUUUAGUGACCCAAGUGCAUUUGUAAAUUCAGAUUCAAGUAGUAUGACUGCCAUUCUUUCUACAGAUAAUGUGGAUUUGAACAGUGAAAAUAUAGGGAAUUCUGCCUCUGCGUUAAGUUCAAACACCUUAAUUUCACAUUCUGUUUCAGAUGAGUCCAAAAGCGUUACAAAGGAUGACACAUUGGCGUUGGAAGAUUCUCUUCUCACUAGUUCUUUAAAUGUAGCAAGUGACAGUAUGGUGGGUGGUAGCAAUCUCAGUCAAGGACCUAAAGACCUUUUAGAAUCUGAGUAUGUUGAGACUCCGUUCUCUCAAGCCCCUGUAGAUUUGGAUGACAAUGAACCUCAGGCUCCUUUAAGCCUUACUGUGCAAAAUCCGGGGCUUGAUUUACUAGGUGCAAGUGGGGAUCAGAACUCUGCUUCUGUCCCUGAUAUGUUCGUACCUUCCGAAGACUUCAGUUUCAAACCACACAAACAUACCGAACUGCCGUCAAAGGGAAAAGAUGUGAAUUACUGCCCAGUACUUACCCCUCUCCCUCUACUGCUGCCUCCUCCUCCACCUCCACCAAUGUGGAAUCCAAUGAUUCCUGCUUUUGACCUCUUUCAAGGGAACCAUGGCUUUGUAGCUCCUGUUGUAACCACUGCAACACACUGGAGACCAGUCAACUACACGUUUCCCCCUCCGAUUAUUUCUCACACUUCCCCAACAAAGGUAUGGAGAAAUAAAGAGGGAACAAGUGCUUAUCAAGUACAAGAAACCCCACUUUCUCAGGUUGUAAGAAAGAAGACAUCAUCUUAUAUUGGACUAGUUCUUGUUCUUCUCAGAGGGCUUCCAGGAUCAGGAAAAUCUUAUUUGGCAAGGACUUUGCAAGAGGAUAAUCCAAGUGGAGUCAUUCUUAGUACUGAUGAUUAUUUUUACAUAAAUGGGCAGUACCAGUUUGAUGUAAAGUACUUAGGAGAAGCACAUGAAUGGAACCAGAAUCGUGCAAAAGAAGCAUUUGAGAAGAAGGUGUCUCCUAUAAUAAUAGACAAUACAAACCUACAGGCAUGGGAAAUGAAGCCAUAUGUUUCUUUGUCUCAAAAACAUAAAUAUAAAGUCCUUUUUCGGGAGCCGGACACGUGGUGGAAGUUCAAACCAAAGGAACUUGCAAGGCGUAAUAUUCAUGGGGUAAGCAAAGAAAAAAUAACAAGAAUGUUGGAACACUAUCAGCGUUUUGUUUCAGUGCCAAUAAUCAUGAGUUCUUCAGUUCCAGAGAAAAUUGAACGUAUUGAGUUGUGUGCAUAUUCUUGUGAGGACAGAAGUACUAGCCCAAGAGACAAUGAAGGUAUUACCUCUGAAAAAGAAGAAAGUGUCUUAUCUUCAUCUUUGAAGCAUCUAGAGUUAACUGAAGAGAAGAAACUUGAAGUGACCAAAGAAACUGUAUUACCUGAGAAUGUUACAUAUCUCUCUAAUGCAGAUUUAAACAAAGGAAGAAAAGAAAUAAGUAGUAUGAAUCCUAACAUUCAGAAUGCUCAGGAAGUUUCAGACCUAUAUUUUUCUGAUUCUGAAAGCAAAGUACAAGCAACAGAAAAAAGUGAGAAAGAAGAGCAAGUAGAAAUGGCUUCUGAAAAAGAGUAUAGUAAAUCUGAUGCAGAUAGUUUUGUGAAGAGAGUGUCAUCGAGUAUUUGCUAUGGUGAAAAUCAAGAAGACUAUGAUCUUUCAAAUACUAUAGGAUUUCAAAAUAACAAGUCUUCACCUGGUGAAAUAUUAGAAGAAAGAGCCACGGUAAAGAAAAAAGCCUUUGGAAAACAAAAAAGCAAAUCAACUUUGGAAAAGUUCCCUAGACACGAGCUAUCAAAUUUUGUUGGUGAUUGGCCAGUUGAUAAGACUAUUGGUCAGAGGACAAAAAGGAACCGAAAAACUGAAAAAGCUUCGUAUGUACAAAGUGACAAAAAGUAUAAUCACCCUCAGGCACACAAAGUAUUAGAUAACAGUCUAUCUGUGAAUAUUGAUCACAUCCAGCAGCAAGAAUCUCCAGAUGAAAGUACAGAGAGUGACAAGAAGUCACAGUAUGAUGAUGCUUCAGAAUCUUUCAGUAACCGUCAGUAUGAUCCGAAUAAAAAUACUGAAAAACAGUCAUUCAGCAUUGUGGGUGACUGGCCUUCAUCUGAUUCUUUAGCUCAGAGAGAGCACAGAUCUAGAAUGCCAAAAGAUGGCUUCAAGGAGCCCAACCUAGAAUUUGGAACUAAUGACAGUAUGAAUGAAAUAUCCUUUUACACAGCACAUGAGGCCUGCUGGGGCAUGAGCCCUGAAGAAUUGAAAACACUGGGUAGUUCCAGUUCCACUCAAGGAAGUUCUGAAUCGCUAUCCAGUGAAAUGACCUGUGAGAAUAAAACUUGUCCAAGUAAAAAGAUUCAUAGACAAAACACAUUGUCUCUUACUUUUACCAAUAGUGGGCCAACUAUUCCUGGAGUAGUAGGACCACAAACUUUAGCAGAAUUUCCAGAAGAAAAGCUUAAAAAAAUCCCUGGAAUAGAAGGAGGCACGUGUACCCAGACUGAACCACAGGAUUUUGCUCUCUUAUGGAAAAUAGAAAAGAAUAAAAUUAGUAUUUCAGAUUCUGUGAGAGUAUUAACAGGACGGUUAGAUGGAUUUAAACCAAAAGCUUUCAAUAUUAACACAAAAUUAGAUGUUCAAGAAACAAUUCCGUAUAGGGUAAUGUAUGAUAAAAGUACAUAUGUUGAAGAAAGUGAGCUCACCAGUGCUGAUGAAUCUGAAAAUCUUAACAUUCUUUGUAAACUCUUUGGGUCCUUUUCAUUAGAAGCCCUAAAAGACUUAUAUGAGAGGUGUAACAAAGAUAUUAUUUGGGCUACAAGCCUUUUGUUGGAUUCUGAAACUAAAUUAUGUGAGGAUGUUGAAUUUGAGAAUAUCCAAAAAUCAUAUGAUGAAGCACAAAUUGGGCCAUUUUCUAUGGGAUUAAAUUUGAAGGAAAUUAUUAGCCAAAGAGGAACCUUGGAGGAUUCUUUGUCUUCUGUGCCAGAAUUUGGCCAUGGCACUGUUGUCAGUAACACUAAUGUGCAGUCUACCUGUGACUCAGAAAAGGGAAACUCUGAGCAGGCAGAAAUAAGAACUAUCACUACUGAGAAACCUGGAUGUAGAACAGACUUCUUUCCUAAUACCCCUACAGAUCUAAAGAAUACUAAUGAAGUAUUUCCUGGUAGUCAGGCAAAACUUCCAGGUUUAUAUGACAUUAAGCAGUCUUCUCCAGGUACUCUAAAAGCUACUACUGCUAAAGAUGUGAGGGACAUGGAGAAGAACCUAGUAGUCACAGAGAUUGGAGACAGUAUACAUUCUUCUUUAAAUUUGUCUAAUAUUUUAAAUUCUGUAUCGAGCACUUCACAUCUUGAGUUAAAUGAAGUUGAUUUUACUGACUCUUUUGAAAUAAAGAAAAAUGAAAAUCUUCCUAAGACUUAUGUGAAAUUUCCAAACACUGAAGAGUUUAUGAAUGAAGAUGAACAGGAAAUGGAAAAAAUUCUAAUGGCUGAGAGUACUCUGUCAGCUGGAGUUAGUGAAGAAGAUAAAACUGAGAUGCUGAAUCCCAUGCCAGUGAUGGCCAAGUCUCUGACCAUAGACUGUUUGGAAUUGGCAUUACCUCCUGAGCUGGCUUUUCAGCUCAAUGAAUUAUUUGGCCCUGUUGGUAUUGAUUCAGGGUCUCUAACAGUUGAGGAUUGUGUGGUUCAUAUAGAUCUGAAUCUGGCUAAAGUGAUUCAUGAGAAAUGGAAAGAAUCUGUAAUGGAGCGACAGAGACAAGAAGAGGUGUCCUCUGGCAAGUGUAUGCGAGAUCCUUCCCUGAUUGGGAGUUUUGGUCUUGAUAAUCCUGAACAAAAGUCAUCUCAGAGAACAGGCAAAAAAUUACUGAAGACUUUAGCAGCACCUGAAAUGCAACCCUUAUUGGAUCAUUGGAACACUCAAACUAAAAAAGUGUCACUCAGAGAAAUAAUGUCAGAAGAAAUAGCCUUACAGGAAAAACAUGAUUUGAAAAGGGAGGCACUUAUGUUUGAAAAAGAUUGUGCCACUAAACUAAAGGAGAAGCAGCUCUUUAAGAUAUUUCCAGCUAUUAACCAAAAUUUUCUGGUGGACAUUUUCAAGGACCACAACUAUUCAUUAGAACACACAGUCCAGUUUCUAAACUGUGUUCUUGAAGGAGACCCUGUAAAAACAGUCGUAGCACAAGAGUUUGUUCAUCAAAAUGAGAAUGUCACUUCUCAUGCUACACAGAAGUCUAAGGAGAAGAAGGCAAGGAAAUCGAAAGAGACUGAAGAUCUCUCAGGUGAACCAUCUUUCCAGGAUUUUGAGUAUCCAGAGUAUAAUGACUACAGGGCAGAGGCUUUCCUUCAUCAACAGAAGAGGAUGGAGUGCUACAGCAAAGCAAAGGAAGCUUAUCGGAUGGGGAAAAAACACGUUGCCACGUUUUAUGCCCAGCAGGGUAGUCUCCAUGAGCAGAAGAUGAAAGAAGCUAAUCACCUUGCUGCCGUGGAGAUCUUUGAGAAAGUCAAUGCCUCCUUGCUGCCACAGAAUGUUUUAGACCUCCAUGGGCUGCAUGUGGAUGAAGCUAUAGAACAUUUGAUGACAGUUUUACAGCAGAAAACUGAAGAAUUUAAGCAGAAUGGUGGUAAGUCCUAUCUGUCUGUGAUCACGGGGAGAGGAAACCACAGCCAAGGAGGAGUUGCGCGCAUCAAACCAGCUGUCAUUAAAUACCUCACAAGCCAUAGCUUCAGGUUCUCUGAAAUUAAACCAGGGUGCUUGAAAGUCAUGCUAAAGUAAAAUAAACAUCCUUGACUUAGAAGUGUGAAGGAAGAAAGUUGAAGCCCGAGAUUAUAUUGCAGUUUUAUAACUUUCAUAGGCAGUGAAGUUUUUAGAGAAAGAGAAAUGGUUAGAUCAGUGUUGUAUAGAACUGCUUCUAGAGCUGUCUGUGUAAGUGGUAUGUAAGACAGUACUAAGGAGCUAUAUUUUAUAUUUGAGUCAUAUAAUUUCUAAACUGCAGAAGGUCAAAAUCCUAUUAAAUAGAGAAAACACUUUUGAUAUAAUCUUUAAAGGAAUCCUUGCAAUUUCAAAGUUUUUUUACCUUUGUUUUUAAAAAGAGCCAACUUUCUAAAAGGAAACCUUCAUUGACUUCAUUUUGUGUGAGCUAAAAAGUCCUGUUUGUAUGUCAGCUAUAAAAUGUAAAUUUCAUUUCUACAAGUUUAAUGUGGUAAAGUGUAAUUUUCCAACAUGAAACAAUGGCUUAAAUAAAUUUGGCUUUGGAUAUGGAGAGUUUUUCCAACAUACGUAAUUUAACAAACACUUGUGUUGCAGUUUAAUGAGCUUGAAAAUCAUUUGGAUCAGGGUUGUAUAGGGUUGAGCUAUUACUGAAAGAAUCCUGAAGUACAGAAUGGUUUCCCAAAAGAACAGACAUUUUAAUGAAAAUAAAACUUAAAAACACAUUUUUGCAUAUCAUGAAAGCAUGCUUUUAAAAGUAGAGCUAUAUCAUUAAGUUUAUUUCCACAAAAAUAAAAGCAUUUAUUAUUUAGAAAUGAUUAGUGAGUGGUAUUGAAAUAUUUUCUCAUGGUUGUAAUAAUUUGUUUAAAAAAUGAAAAAUGACACCAGUUUAGCAUAUGUUUUUUGUAAUGCCUAGAAGAGUUGUAUACAUUAAAAAAUAGAGCAGUUCAUUUGAAGAACUUAUUAUAAAACAACAACUGUUACUGAAGUAAAAUGUUUCUAUGUAUAAAUUAAUAUGACUUAAGAAAUGUGAGUAAUAGUCCUGACACCUGGAGUUACUUGAGUGUGUGCAGCUGCAUACUCAUUUUCCAUGUUGUUGUAUUUCCUCACCCAGCUUUUGAGCACUUCAGCUAGAUUUAUUUCAGUAUUAUUGUAAUUAAGAUUAAUGUGGGAGCAGUCAAAAAGAACAAGGGGUGAGGUGAGGUGUUUUGUGGGCAGAAACCAAAUGAAAGAAGCUCUGUUUUUUGCUUGUAUCAACCUUAAUGUUAGGCUUUAUUUUGGUAAAUCUAAGGUAUUUCUUCAUCAUAUGAUUCAUAAGUAUAUAGGCAAAUUUUGAGCAUCAUAUGUGUUUUUAUGAAGUUGUUUAAUUCUAAACUGACUCUCACCUCACUAACAUAGUUUAAACAACAUAUUAUUAUGAAAGAAAAAUUGUAUAGUUCCUCCUUUCUUGUUUUGUCCAUUCCUAAAUCCUAUAUGCCAAAGGUAAACAUAGUUUAGGGUUUAAUAAAUUUUUGUCUUGCUUUUUUUCUAAACUCUGUGUCAAAAGUAAGUAAGGAUAGUGUGGGGAUUAUCAACGUCUUCAGGUAUUGGUAUAUUUGUGCUAAUACAGGACUAAUUAGAAUGGCUCUUUCCAAAUGUAUUAAUAUUUUAAAAGUACAACACUUUGGUAGUUUGGAAGAUUUUAGUCACUGUUCUGUCUUUUUAGUAGUAUCUCAUCUGUGUUUCUGCCAGGAGAAAAAAGCGAACUAAUGUGGAAACCACAGGGGAAAAGGGUUGGACUUCAGGAAAUUCUUUAACAGUAUUUUCAAUUCAUCCACUUCUUACUUCAGCAUGAGAUGUGGAAGCAUCUUUAGGUUUAUUGGCUAUUCAUGUAACUCAUAGUAUUUUCAAGUUGAGAUUUUUCCAGUUUAUUAGUGUUUCCAUACUAUUUGCAAUUUUAUGGCCUUUAAAUAUGGGGCAUAGUACAUAGUAGAAAUUCUGACUUCUACUUUAAAGUGUCUUGUUUAUUACAACGUAUUUUGAGAAGAAUGGCUAAAUAAUUCUGUUGCAUUGUUUCCAGUCCUUAUUUCAGUCUUUUUCUUUCUAAAUUAAAGUGUUUUGUGUGCUUAGAAAAAGGACAUAUGUAAUAGCAAGAUUGGUUAUUUCUGAGCUGGACAUCGGAAACUUUAAGACUCAGGAAAUUGCUCUGACAAUGUUUUAACUGCUCUCAAUGUAAGAAAAUGACAAAAUGUAUAAAAAAAAAAUAAUGUGUGCUGUUUUUUCCAAGUGCUUUUUCGAAGUGCUUUUCCAUUGUGCAGUGAGGUGAAGUUUGAUAAUUUCCUGUGUAGUGGUUAUAUAUUGUUUAUUUUUAUUUACAUGGUAAAGAAAACAAAUUUAAAUGUUUGUGUGGCCAAAAAAAGUGUCGUUGAAAAGGUAAAGUGAAUUUAUGUAGAAUGUAUGUCAAUGGUGCUUAUUUUUAAAAUGUAAUUCAAGUUUACAGUAUUAUUAAAGCCUCUUUAUAGAAUUUAGUAGGGAAGCAAGGCUGGAAGACAUGCACACCCCUAAGAGCCUUUUAUACAUUAACAUUAUAGAAUGAUAAUUUUAUUAUUUUCCUUAAAGUUGAGCAGUUGACUUUUAUGGUCCAAAUGAUGAACCUGUUAUUUACAAGUGAUUGAAUUAACCGUGAAACUUCUCAUUAAAAUAUAAUAUUGCAGCUAUCAGUUGGAGAAUAUAUUAUAAAACUUUCAGACAUUAUAUCAGAAAUGAUAUGUUUUUAUUUGUACUAUAAAGAAGAUGUAAUUUUGCUGUUAACUCUGUACUUUUUUAUUGAAAAUGUUUUAUAACUUUGCUUUUAAAAUUUCUUAUGAAACUGUUUGCAGAUUACAUACUUAAUUUAAUAAAAUACUUUAGCCACAGUCCA